AUGCAGCCACUCCUGCUCCUGGUGGUCUUUCUCCUGCCCCCCAGUGCUAGGGCAGGGCAGAUCAUUGGAGGCCAGGAGGCCAGGCCCCAUUCCCACCCUUACAUGGCAUAUGUUCAGAUCCAGACACCAGUGGGUCUGACCAUUUGUGGGGGGUUCCUGGUGCGAGAAGACUUUGUGAUGACUGCGGCUCGCUGCUUGGGAAGCCAAAUAAAUGUCAUCCUGGGGGUCCACAACGUCACCAGUUUUGAAUGGACCCAACAACGCAUACAGGUGCUCAGAGCCAUCCCCCACCCCAGGUACAAUCAGCGGAACAACCAGAAUGACAUCAUGUUACUGCAGCUGAGAAGCAGAGUCAGACGUAAUCGAGCUGUGAGGCCGGUGGCUCUGCCUCAGACCCAGAACAGGCUGAGUCCUGCGACCCUGUGCACCGUGGCCGGCUGGGGCCUUCUCGGUCUGAACAGGACAACAGACACGCUCCAAGACGUGCAGCUGACAGUGCAAAGGAAUGUGGAGUGUUACAGUCGGUUCGAUUUCUACACUGGGAAAAGGCAGAUUUGUGUGGGCGACCAAAGAGAGAGGAAGUCCACCUUCCUGGGGGACUCCUGUGGCCCCCUUGUGUGUAACAACGUGGCCCAGGGCAUCGUCUCCUACGGAAACAGGAUUGGGACUCCUCCAGCAGUCUUCACCAGGAUUUCCAGCUUCCUGCCCUGGAUACGGAGAACGAUGAGACGCUUCAAAGAGUGA
Molecule: messenger RNA, 744 nt
Organism: Mesoplodon densirostris (Blainville's beaked whale)
Lineage: Eukaryota; Metazoa; Chordata; Mammalia; Artiodactyla; Ziphiidae
Product: cathepsin G-like
Exons: 5
Coding region: 1-744 (247 amino acids)
Biological process (GO): proteolysis
Cellular component (GO): cytoplasm; intracellular membrane-bounded organelle
Molecular function (GO): serine-type endopeptidase activity
Source: RefSeq, a predicted model, not a curated record